AUGGUGGGAUGCAAAGCCAAGCCUCAAACCGGAAAAGCUAUUUACACCAUCACCAACGAUCAGGCUAACUCUGUUGUUGCCAUUCCGAUAUCCGACAAUGGCAUGCUCUCAAAGGGAGCAGUAUUUCCAACUGGUGGAUCCGGCUCGAACUUCCUCGAUGGCACAUCAAACAAGCCAGCAGCUCCUGAUGCGCUAGCAUCUCAGUCUGCUUUGGCUGUUGUAGGCAACAACCUAUUUGCCGUCAAUGCUGGUUCGAAUACGGUUACGAUGUUCUCCAUCGACCCAUCAGAUCCCACGAAGCUCACCAUGAUAGGCCAACCAGUUGCGGUUCCUGGCCAGUUUCCCAAUACGAUAGCGGCAUCAAUGAAACAUAAUGUUGUCUGCGUCGGCUGCUCUGGGGCACAAUCGGGAGUCUCUUGCGCUACAUUCUCCAAAGAUGGACUGGAAUCUAUGGAUUCUCUUCGCCCCGUAGAACUUAGCCAGACGACUCCUCCCGCCGGACCGACCAACACCAUAUCCCAAGUCUUCUUUUCCAACGACCAGGGCACCCUGUUCACUACAGUCAAGGGUGAUCCGUCUCAGAACAAGACAGGGUUUCUCGGUGCAUACAGGGUCAGCAAUAAGGGUUCUGUCCAACAAUACAGGGUGCAAUCGUCGCCCAACGGUACUGCAGUUUUGUUUGGUUCAUCAACAAUUCCCAAGAGCAAUAACCUCUUUGUCACUGAUGCCUCUUUCGGCGGGGCUAUUUUAUAUGUUGACCCGAAGUCAGAUGCCGCUUCUGUCAAGGGCAUGGGUGUUGUCGGCGGUCAGAAAGCAACAUGUUGGGUUGCAGUCUCUUCGGCCACUGGCAGCGCAUUCGUCACGGAUGUCGGUACCAACAGAUUGAUCGAAAUGUCGUUGAACGAUGCAAGUAUCAAAAGCAUCCUCGAUCUCAGUUCCAAUGGCGAUCCUGGUUUGACUGACCUGAAGGCUGCUGGACAAUUUGUGUAUGCGCUGAGUCCGGGCAACGGCACAACGCAGUCUGCAGUCACUGUGGUUGACGCCAUCGCGAAGAAGCAACUCCAACAUUUUGUACUUGGACGGCUUGGUGUUGGGAGAAAUGCUCAAGGCAUGACUGUUAUGUUGUGA
Molecule: messenger RNA, 1128 nt
Organism: Colletotrichum godetiae
Lineage: Eukaryota; Fungi; Ascomycota; Sordariomycetes; Glomerellales; Glomerellaceae
Exons: 2
Coding region: 1-1128 (375 amino acids)
Molecular function (GO): protein binding
Source: RefSeq, a predicted model, not a curated record